AUGGCUGCAAUAGAUUUUAAGACACUCAGUGAUGAAGAUGUUAAAGAAUUUUUAAAUUCUUUUGAUACUGUACUUACUGAUUGUGAUGGUGUACUUUGGAUGAACAUGAAUCCUUUACCAAAUGCUGCAAAAGUUAUAGAUACUUUUAAUUGCCUUGGUAAAAGAGUUUUUUAUGUAACAAACAAUAGUACAAAGACUAGGGAAGAGUUUGUAAUGAAAUGCCAAGUUUUAAAUUUUAAAGCAACUAAGGAAAACAUUUUGUGCACUGCAAAUUUAGCUGCUUGUUAUUUACAAGAUCUAGGUUUCAACAAGAAAGUUUAUGUUGUAGGAUCUGAAGCAAUAGCAAAAGAGUUACAAGAAGUUGGAAUUUCACACAUUGGUGUAGGACCAGAUGCUAUUAAAAAGAAUGUUCCAUAUAAUAAAUUUGAUAAGGAUCCUGAUGUAGGUGCAGUUAUAGUUGGUUUUGAUGAACAUUUUAGUUAUCCCAAGAUGGUAAAAGCAGCCUCAUAUUUAAAUGAUUCCAAUGUACAUUUCAUUGCUACAAAUACAGAUGAAAGAUUUCCUGUUGAUAACAAUGUUGUUACCUCGCGUUUUUAAACAGGUACUGGAAGUUUGGUGCGAUGUAUAGAAAGUUGCGCAGAAAGAAAAGCUGUAGUGAUGGGAAAACCUGAACGUUACAUAGCAGAUGUAUUGAUGAAAAGAUUUCAAGUGAACCCUGAACGCACAUUAAUGAUUGGAGAUCGACAUAAUACAGAUAUACUCUUAGGAACUAGAUGUGGCUUUAAGACAUUACUAGUUUUAACAGGAAUUACUACUUUAGAAGAUGUCAAUAGGUGGAAACAAUCGGGAUCUGCACAAGAGAAGGAAUAUAUUCCUAAUUACUAUAUUGAAUCACUUGGUGAUCUUUUAUCUUAUUUAGAAAAAUUUUAA
Molecule: messenger RNA, 930 nt
Organism: Habropoda laboriosa
Lineage: Eukaryota; Metazoa; Arthropoda; Insecta; Hymenoptera; Apidae
Product: glycerol-3-phosphate phosphatase-like
Cellular component (GO): cytoplasm
Molecular function (GO): phosphatase activity
Source: RefSeq, a predicted model, not a curated record